This is a messenger RNA of Octodon degus (degu), 2906 nucleotides long. It is a transcript of the gene Znf770, whose product is annotated as zinc finger protein 770. NCBI's taxonomy places the organism in Eukaryota, Metazoa, Chordata, Mammalia, Rodentia, Octodontidae. The transcript has 2 exons. The record is from RefSeq and is a predicted model, not a curated record. Gene Ontology annotation, biological process: regulation of transcription by RNA polymerase II. The coding region runs from base 215 to 2326 and encodes 703 amino acids. Gene Ontology annotation, molecular function: DNA-binding transcription factor activity; RNA polymerase II cis-regulatory region sequence-specific DNA binding.
ACCCUGUGGAUGCGGUCUGUACCUUGGCGGCGCGGUGGCCCUGCGAGGUGCGGCUGCCCGGCCUUAUCUGCCCUAGGUUCUUGCGGCGGCCUUCCGGAACCAGAGUGAGAGGUGGCGUGGCCUCCAGGGAGAGUCAGGUCUGCUUCGAACCCGCUAGGAUAUGUCUGGAAUUUAAAGUCAAUAUGGAGCUCAUCAAAGUGAAUCACUGGAGAAUAUGAUGGCUGAACACAAUUUUAAAAUGUUAAAGAUUCAGCAGCGGGUAGUAGCUGGCAAACUACCUAGAAAUAGGCCAUAUAUUUGCAAUAUUUGCUUUAAGCACUUUGAAACACCGUCAAAAUUAGCUAGGCAUUAUCUCAUUCAUACUGGUCAAAAACCAUUUGAAUGUGAUGUAUGUCAUAAAACCUUUAGACAACUAGUUCAUCUGGAGAGGCAUCAGCUAACUCAUAAUCUGCCUUUUAAAUGUAGUAUUUGUCAACGCCACUUUAAAAAUCUGAAGACCUUUGUGAAACACCAGCAGUUUCACAAUGAAACCUAUCAGAAUGAUGUUAAGCAAGUUAGAAGAUUGCUGGAGGCCAAGCAAGAGAAGCCAGUGCAUGGAGUGUAUAACACUUUUACUACAGAGGAGAGAUGGGCAUUACACCCGUGCCCAAAGUCUGAUCCCACGUAUGGCACCACGAAGAGAAAGAACAUUCAUGCAUGUACAAUCUGUGGCAAGAUGUUUCCAUCACAGUCAAAGCUCGACAGGCAUGCACUUAUUCACACUGGCCAGAGGCCUUUUAAAUGUGUCCUGUGCAGUAAAUCUUUCCGACAGUCAACUCAUUUAAAAAUUCACCAACUCACACAUUCAGAAGAAAGACCUUUUCAAUGUUGUUUUUGUCAAAAAGGAUUUAAGAUUCAAAGCAAACUUCUGAAGCAUAAACAAAUCCAUACUAGGAAUAAGACUUUUCAGUCUUUUUCAGUAAAGGUGAAGAGUCCAGAAUCAUGCCCUUUGCCUAAUAAAUUAAAUGCAAAGCAAGAUGGUUUUGAAAAUGGUGAUAUAGAUAAAUCUGAGGAGAGUAACCCACUUGAUGUCCACUCCAUUUAUAUUGUCCCUUUUCAGUGUUCAGAGUGUGAAGAAUGUUUUGAAUCAGAGGAGAUUCUCAAUGGACACAAGUGUUGUCCUGCCAAAGGAGGCAAAAUUCCAAGCAGACUGAAAAGAAGCUACAACUAUAAAACCAUUGUUAAAAAGAUCUUGGCCAAGCUUAAGCGUGCUGGGAGCAAAAAAUUAGAUAACUUUCGAUCAGAAAAAAUACCAUAUAAACAUAAUUUCUUGAAAACUUGUGAUCUUACUUCUAGUGAGCAGAACUCCGAACAAACUAAGAGAAGAUUUAUGGGUUCUCUCGGCAAACAUGGAACAUAUAAGACAGUUAGCAAUAAAAAAAAGAAAACAUUGACUUUGCCAUUUUCUUGGCAAAAACAGUUUCAGAUCCAAAAUAUAGGAAAAAAUUUGAAAGGUAUCCUUACAGCAGAAAGCAUAUUAACUGUAGAUAGCUCAAUGAAUAAUAAAGACUUGUCAAUUUAUGGUUCAUCCACCGAGGACUUCUUAAAUGACUGUGAAUUGCUUCAGUGUGAUUUUUCAGUUCCAAGUGAAAACAUACAUAGUGGACAGAAAAUGUGUCCCUGCGAUAAAUGUGAGAAAGUAUUUCCUUCUAUAUCCAAACUACAAAGACACUAUUUAAUUCAUACCGGACAAAGGCCUUUUGGCUGUAAUGUUUGUGGGAAAUCUUUUAGACAGUCAGCUCACUUAAAAAGACAUAAACUAACUCAUACUGAAAAGAUUCCUUAUAGAAGAUCUUUUUGCGAAGCCGAAUUUGAAAAUGUGAACAAACUUUGCAUUCAUCCAAGUGAUAGUUCUAACUAUAAUGCUUCCCAACAAUGUCAAGCUCUUAGUUUUCAAAAAUAUGAGGUUUCAGAGUCAGAUCAAACAUCAGAAAUAGAAGUUAAGACAGAAGCUGAGGAUUUUAUUCUUGGUACGUACUAUAGGAAUCGGCAGCCCAUUCUCACUAAUGCACUUUUGGAAUCAGAUCAGAGUCAUCAUUGUUUUAGUUAUUCAGGGGAUCCUGAGAGAAGUGAUGGCCUCCUUUACCAAUGUAGCGUUUGCUGUAAAAGUUUCCGAUCUCCAUCUAAACUGGAAAGACACUAUCUAAUCCAUGCAGGUCAGAAACCAUUUGAAUGCUCAGUUUGUGGGAAAACAUUCAGACAGGCUCCUCACUGGAAGAGGCAUCAACUGACUCACUUUAAAGAACAACCACAAAACAAGGUGGUUGUAUUAGAUUCAGUCGUGUAACUGUCAAAACCACUAACAUUGGCAGUGUCUGGGUAGUCUUGUAUCAUUUAAAGGUUUUUGUCAAAAGGCCUGCAUUAGAUUAUUUAAUUUUGUGGGGAAUUGCUUGUCCUGAGGUGAUAUAUAAAAAGGAAAUUAAUACAGUGUUUUAGGAGCAGCCAAAUCUUUGGAUGGAAGAACAUAGUUAGAUGCUGUAAACUAAACAUUACUAUAACUAUAUUGGAAAUUAUAAAUCCAUGAAUCUAUACAAGCAGUAAAGACACAUUCUUAAAAGGAAUCAAUUCUUCAGCUGUGACAUCUCUAGAUAUACGUAAAGCACAGGAAAAAAGUUGCCCUUUAGCUACAGCAAAUAGCAUUUAUAGUUCAUUUAUUUUACAUUAAAGCAUAAUCUGUCCAGUAUGGCUCAAAUUUUAUUGUUAAACUUUUCUUGCAAUUAAAAAAAAUAUGAACAUGAAUGGAAAGUUAAUAGCAUUUCCAUUGGUCUUUUCAAAAUCAUUCUAGAAUUAUGUAGUAAUUUUUCCUCCUUUGGUUGCUUAGGUAAUGAUUUUAUUUUUCAUCCAGGGUGCUAUUGAUUUCCUCAAAA